CCCAAAAAAAAAAAAAAAAUUUUGUACCUUUUCAUGUUGGAGCCAUAUUUGACCCAAAACACCAGUACCCAACCACCCAGUUUGCCACGACAGUGGAGGAAGUCACUUUCUCUUUAAUAAAGCCGAAGGCUCCACCUCAACCAUAUGCUCCGGUUGCCCACAACGACAUGACACGACGCCGUUUUCGCGUAGUGCAAACGCUGUAUCCUCUUUUAUCAAAUCACGCAUCUCUUCGCUCCUCAAAAGCACAAAUAUCAAACCAGCAACAGAGUCUUACAUGGAAUUAGAGAAAAUCUCUCUCUCUCUCUCUCUCUCUCUCUCUGUGAUACUGUUCCGAUCCCCCCCAGCAAAAGAUUUUCACUUUCUCUUUCCUAGGGUUUAGCUGAACUCAGAUAGCUUCAUAUUCAAGCUCAAUUGUCCAGCUCCAAUGUCUUUAGAUUCAAAUGCUUACUAUGGCACCCUACCAUCAACCACCGCCACCAGCACCGCCGCACCCUCAACGUUCUUUCGUGCCAGAGAAACGACCCAGUCCUUCUUCGCUAAGCGCCGCCCAUGGCUCGAGCUCGUCCAGCCCUUCUACAACUUCACGCGCCCCUACACCUUCAGCGACGCCACAAUCCGAAUCAAGCGCAACCUCAGCUACUUCCGCGUCAACUACACCAUGGUCGUCCUCUUCAUCCUCUUCCUCAGUCUGCUGUGGCACCCAGUCUCCUUAAUCGUAUUUCUCCUCGUCUUCGUCGCCUGGUUCUUCCUCUACUUCUUCCGCGACAACCCACUCGUCAUUUUCAACCAUAUCGUCGACGACCGUAUCGUUUUGGGCGUGCUUGGCGUCGUCACCAUCGUCGCUCUGAUUUUCACGCACGUGUGGUUGAACGUGUUGGUCUCUGUUCUAAUUGGGGUCGCAAUUGUUGCGUUACACGCAGCUUUUAGGGGUACGGAGGAUUUGUAUAACGACGAGCAAGAAGCUGCCGAAGGUGGGUUGCUUUCGGUUGUGGGCAGUCCCACGCGACCUAGAUGUUUCAGAGUGCUAUAAGACCCAUUUGUGUGGACUUUGAAGGCUGGAUGGGGGAGCCAAAGCAUGUUUUCCCUCACAAUUUUUGUAGAUUUGAGAUGAUACAGAGGAGAGAUGCAGCGCUUUUGGUUUGGGCCAUGUGAGGAUAAAGUCUUUGAAUUGAUUAUUGGAAAGGAAAAAGCAGGAAUUAUAGCAGCCAUGGUCCAUGCAAAGCCAACGCCUUUUAUCACAAUGGGUUUCUGAAGAUCUUAAUCUAUGGCUGGUUUGCACAUGAGCUUUCUUUCAGAAUCCCGUUUGGUUGGAGUUUUGAUUCAAUAAUACAUAUUUCAAUUUUGUUUCAUAUUAUUUUGGAAUUGGUUGGUAGGGGAUGAGAUGACUAGGCAACUAGGCAUUUACCGGAUGACCUCUGGUUCCUGUGACUUUCUUUGAUAUACUGACAGGCAGUGUUUGAUAUUUGAAUAAAUCUGAAUGGAAUAAUGGCAUGUAAAUCUUGCUAUUA
Messenger RNA from Prunus persica (peach), 1511 nucleotides. RefSeq names its product PRA1 family protein F2. Bases 428 to 1033 code for a protein of 201 amino acids. Gene Ontology annotation, biological process: vesicle-mediated transport. The record is from RefSeq and is a predicted model, not a curated record. Lineage: Eukaryota; Viridiplantae; Streptophyta; Magnoliopsida; Rosales; Rosaceae. The transcript has 2 exons. Gene Ontology annotation, cellular component: Golgi apparatus; endoplasmic reticulum.